AUGUCGACCAAACCCCAACCGCAAGCCGCCAACAACAGCUCGUGCGUGCUGUACCUGGGCGCUAUCCCUUACAACUGGGACGUCGAGAUCAUCAAGUCCGUCGUCUGCGGGUCUGGUCCUGUUGUUGAUGUGCGUUGUAUGAUGGACAACGCUUCGAAAAACAAAGGGUUCUGUUUCGUUGAGUAUGCAACGCCGGACGCGGCUGCCCACGCGCUGCAAAUCCUGUCCAAGAUCAAGAUCGAGGGCCGCAAGAAGCUCAGAAUCGAGCUGUCCAAAGAGGGCCUCAGAAACCCCGUCCCGGGCCAGAAGCCGGAGCUCCAGCUCAACCGGAACUUCCUCCCAUCCAACGUCAUCUUGCCGCAGGAGAUGUUGACUGCAAACCCAAACCUACCGCCGCAGUACAACACCUACCAGCAGGCCGUUCCGUCGUCAGCCGCUUCCUCCAACUCGUCGGGUUCGACGCCUUCCGGCACGGCCAACAAUCCGUUUGGAAGCAGGUUUGCAGGCCAGAACAGCGAUAUGUUGGCCACCAUAUCCUCCAACCCGCAGUUGCAGCAGAUGGUGAGCCAGAUGAUCUCGAACGGAAUGGACAUGACCCAGAUCGGGAAUGUGGUCCAGCAGUUCAACAGACAACAGUCGACCGGUUCGCAGGCAAACGGGUCGUCCCAGUUCAUUCCCACCAACCUGUCGAUGGCAUCCCAAUUUUUGCCGCUUCCGCAACAGUCGCAGCAGCCAAUCUACGCCAAGGACAAGGUCUCGGAGACGCUGGCUACUAUUCCUCCAGGAAUACUAAUUGAGCUGCUGGCCAAGUUGAAACUCAUUGUGUCCGGGCCUUCGCCGAACUACGCCGAAGCCGCCCAGAUCCUCCACUCCAACCCAAAACUGGCUGUGGCUGCCGCCCAGUCGCUGCUCCUGAUGGGCGUCGUUGAUCUCGACGUGAUCAACCAAUCGAUGUCUGCACAGCCCCAGGCUACUUCUGCAGAGCCGGCUGUCGCUCCAAUAGCCGGCUCCAGCGCUGCGCCGCCUACAUACUCUCCGUUCAACCCGACCUCGCACCAGUCAACCCCGUCUCCUGCGUCCACUCAACAGGCUCCUGCUACCACUCCUUCCCCUGUCAAUCUCGACAACGUCAACCCUGACUGGAAGGGUUUGCCACGGGAAACCAUUAACAAACUAAUGCAUAUCAACGAGCAGGAAGCCAGUUUGAUUGUCCAGGUUUUGAAGCUGACACCGCAGCAAAUCGACAUUCUACCUGAUAACGAGCGUGUCAUGGCCAACCAGAUUAGAGCCCAGUACUUAUAG
Messenger RNA from Ogataea haglerorum, 1302 nucleotides. RefSeq lists its product as uncharacterized. Gene Ontology annotation, cellular component: mRNA cleavage and polyadenylation specificity factor complex. Gene Ontology annotation, molecular function: mRNA binding. Gene Ontology annotation, biological process: mRNA 3'-end processing. The coding region runs from base 1 to 1302 and encodes 433 amino acids. The transcript has a single exon. NCBI's taxonomy places the organism in Eukaryota, Fungi, Ascomycota, Pichiomycetes, Pichiales, Pichiaceae. The record is from RefSeq and is a predicted model, not a curated record.